Messenger RNA from Pocillopora damicornis (cauliflower coral), 1200 nucleotides. RefSeq lists its product as uncharacterized. Gene Ontology annotation, molecular function: peptidase activity. Gene Ontology annotation, biological process: proteolysis. NCBI's taxonomy places the organism in Eukaryota, Metazoa, Cnidaria, Anthozoa, Scleractinia, Pocilloporidae. The record is from RefSeq and is a predicted model, not a curated record.
CUAGGUAUGGAGUCACGCAUUUUCACUUCAGGUGAGCACAAGGUUCGAUUGGAUCCGUUCAGCCCUCUCAAGCAAGAUGAUGUCGAUUAUGUAACAAAUGUGCUAAAGCAGAUUCAUGGGAACUUCAUUGAAUUGGUGAAGGAAAGGCGACCAUCACUUGAUGUUAAACACAAAACUGUAUUUAGUGGUGAUUUUUUCACUGGCAAGGAUGCUGUCUCAUUCGGUCUAGCUGAUAAUACCUGUUCUGAUUUAAGAGCUGUUUGUCAGGCAAGGUUUGGCAGAAAUGUCAAAUUUGAGCGCUGUGAGCCUCCAAGUGGUGUUCUGGGUAGACUUAGAAAUCUUGUUACUCAGAUGAAAGUUGAGGUAUCUAUUAAUGACAUGUUGGAAGAGCUGACUUUAAAACAAUACAGACCUUAAACUACAAUAUACUUGUUACAAAAAACUCAUUGCAAUUCUUUUGUCAAUGUAUUUUUUUCUAAUUAUUAUCAUGUUCUUUUUUAAUUACAAACAAUUUUUAUAAAGACUUAAGAAAACAUACAGCUUUAUUCAGUUAUCAAAUUUGAGCAAAGUAAGCAGCAUGUUAGUUUUGAUAGUUUCAUGUUAGCUCAAACCUUUUCAGUAUUUAUAGCAGGUAUACUUUCCAGCAAGCAGGUGCUAAAUAUUCUGAUAUAGUGUUGUAGCCAUCAUUUUGAAUUGGCAAGACCAAGAAGUCUGGGACAAAUGAGACAGUUUCUAUUGAGGUUAUUGUAAGAAUGAAAACCUUGGGAAAGCAAAAAGGUUCAACAUAAAUUUACCCCACCCCCUCUCUACAGCUGUGCUCUGUUCACAUCAGGAUUUCCUCCAUCCUAACAAUCCAAUAUUAUUUGGAAACAAUAAGUCAAAACAUCUAUAAUUCAUUAACAGGAUGACAUUUAACCAUGCAAAUGCUAGUCCUUUGUACAGCUGCUCUAUCAGGAGUAACUGAACACUUAGAAAGAAAACCCAAAGAACAGCUGUAAAGGAUGCAAAGCAAAGGUAUUCUGUAAGCAUGUUUGGUUACACAGGAGAUGCCACCUGAAACACUGUUGUAACAAUACUGAUUUUGUGUAAGCUAAAUGAAGUAUAAGAAUAUUUUGUGUGUAAAUAAAUAAAUAGUUAUAUGUGUUUGAGUUAUCUUUGAUUAAAAUCAGUUUAAGUGUGAUUGUACACUUACUUUCCUCA